AUCUCUACUUGGAGUCUUCGACGCAGCUGACCAUUACUCCACAAGGGCAGGCAAAGUUAUAUAGCAAAUUGCAAUAGUGUUAUCCAUUUUUUCCGCGCAAUUGUCUGUUUCUGAAGUCUGGUGGAACACAAUACUCACGCUUUCAAUACUGAUUUUCCAUUUCUUCAACAUCUAUGUUUCUCAAUUUUAGAUCUCUUUGCUGUAGAGUUGCCGUUCAAUUCAAUUCUGAAGCAUAAGAGCACUUUGACUGGUUAAAAGAGUGCUAUUUUGCUGAUGCACUGAACACGAGAAGGCAUGUCAAGUGCUGUAGCUAAUGGAUUUGCUGGAGCAGGAGGUGGCUUAAUUGCUCAGAUAUUAACAUACCCUCUUCAGACGGUUAACACACGCCAACAAACUGAGAGAGUUAUCAAGAAAGGGCUUGAUGGUCAACAUGCAACCUCACCCUCUGGAAAUCAGUGUCCUGUAGGCACACUUUUUCAAAUGCUUCAGGUUAUUAAAAAUGAGGGUUGGGGUGGACUCUAUAGUGGACUGAAGCCUUCUCUGUUUGGAACGGUUGCUUCACAAGGUGUUUAUUAUUACUUCUAUCAAGUUUUCAAGAACAAGGCAGUGGCUAUUGCAGCAGCACGCAAGGCCAAAGGGUUGGGUGAUGGAAAUGUUGGAAUGAUUUCAUGGCUUGCCGUUGCAGCUAUCGCAGGAUCCUUGAAUGUGCUGCUAACAAAUCCAAUGUGGGUACUUGUCACUCGCAUGCAGACACAAACACAAGCAGAAAGAAACAUAUUGGAGAGAAAGAGAGUGGCCCUUUUGAAGGAGGCGUCUCAAAAUAGUGACAUAGCAUCUACCAUACAAGAUAAGUUAGCCGAACUUGAAUCAUCAAAGCCGAGACCAUAUGGAACACUGCAAGCGGCUGCUGAGGUUUACAAUGAAGCAGGAAUUAGAGGAUUUUGGAAGGGCAUUGUUCCUACUCUGAUAAUGGUUUGCAACCCAUCAAUUCAGUUCAUGAUUUAUGAAACAUCGAUGAGGUCUCUCAAAGAAAAACGGGCAACUAACAAGAAUGGUGUGAAGCCAAUAACGGUGUUGGAGGUUUUCCUUCUGGGUGCUGUGGCUAAACUUGGUGCAACAGUUGUAACUUAUCCACUGCUAGUAGUCAAGUCGCGGCUGCAGGCAAAACAAGAUAUUGGCAGUAAUGUCUCAUUGAGAUACUCAGGUACAUUUGAUGCAAUAGUUAAAAUGAUUCGAUAUGAAGGAUUACUAGGAUUUUACAAAGGAAUGAGCACGAAAAUCCUACAGAGUGUUUUCGCUGCCUCUGUUCUUUUCAUGGUGAAGGAAGAGCUUGUCAAGGCGUUUAUGAUUCUUACAGAGAAAAGCCGCAAGAUUAGGCUUGACGCUAUAAAAUGAUUCUUCUUGAGUUGUCAUAAGUACUUGCUAUAAAAUGAUUCUUCUUGAGUUGUCAUAAGUACUUGAUGAAAUCGGACUGCUGAUCUAAAGUAGAUCAAUGUACAUAGGCCUAUUUUUCUCGGCUAUGGGUGUAAACUUAUCACGUACCGAAUUCUGAUCGCGAUAUAAGCCGAUUAUUAGCCACAACAGGAAAAUACAUUGUAUUUAUUCGAGGCAGAAGUAACAAUAUGUCUCCACAAUAAUGUUAUCAUCUUAGUACCAUAGACAAGGAAUAUUCUUGGUUGUC
Messenger RNA from Amaranthus tricolor (Joseph's coat), 1681 nucleotides. RefSeq names its product peroxisomal nicotinamide adenine dinucleotide carrier-like. The record is from RefSeq and is a predicted model, not a curated record. Gene Ontology annotation, biological process: transmembrane transport; nucleotide transport. Bases 295 to 1395 code for a protein of 366 amino acids. The transcript is spliced from 13 exons. NCBI's taxonomy places the organism in Eukaryota, Viridiplantae, Streptophyta, Magnoliopsida, Caryophyllales, Amaranthaceae.